Ipomoea triloba (trilobed morning glory) is the source of this 627-nucleotide messenger RNA. Its product is annotated as two-component response regulator ARR17-like. The transcript has 5 exons. Gene Ontology annotation, biological process: phosphorelay signal transduction system; cytokinin-activated signaling pathway. Lineage: Eukaryota; Viridiplantae; Streptophyta; Magnoliopsida; Solanales; Convolvulaceae. The coding region runs from base 62 to 511 and encodes 149 amino acids. The record is from RefSeq and is a predicted model, not a curated record.
UCUCUCUGAUCUCUCUCUCUCUCUAUUAGAGUUUUUGUUGAAAUUAAGGUAAAAGAAAAUAAUGGCUUGCCCUUCAUCAAUGGCAAUAGGGGAAAAUGGGGAAGAUGAAGUCAUCCAUGUGUUGGCUGUUGAUGACGAUCCAGUUAACCUUAUCAUCCUUGACAAAUUGCUCAAGUCUUCUUAUUGCAAAGUAACAACUGCAGAGAAUGGAUUGAGAGCCUUGGAGUACCUGGGGUUAUUAGCAGGAGAUGACCAAAACAACUCUCCAAACACCAACGUCCCAAAGGUGAAUUUGAUAAUAACAGAUUACUCCAUGCCUGAAAUGAAUGGCUAUGAGCUUCUUAAGAAAGUCAAGGAAUCAGCAAUGCUUAAGGAUGUCCCAGUUGUGGUAAUGUCAUCAGAGAAUGUUCCAAGUAUUAUCAACCAAUGCUUGGAAGGAGGAGCUCUUAUGUUCAUGCCAAAGCCUCUCAAUCGCUCUGAUGUGAAGCACUUAAUAUCUCAGUUGCGUUAAUGCAUGCACUUCUUCAUUUUUUUAAUCGAUUUGUUUUUUGUUUUUUCUUUUAAGAUUAUUGUGUGUAUGCUUAUUGGAUGUUCAAAUAUAUUACAAUGCAUGAUCUAUUUAUACAA